AUGGGUUAUAUACUUUGUAAAACGGCCAUUAUCACAGGUGGAGGAUCAGGAAUCGGAUAUGCAGCAGCACACGAACUCUUAAAUAACGGAGCCAGAGUCGUUUUAUUGGCUCAUCCAGAUGAGAAAAAAGGAAAUAAAGCAGCUGAACAUUUGUGUAAUUUAUUCGGAAUGAAUAAAGCAAUUUACAUGCCUUGCGACAUAAGAUGUUCAAAACAAUUCGAAGACAUUUUUCUAUAUGCUAAAAGUACGUGUAAUAAAAUUGACAUACUUUUAAAUUGUGCCGGAGUUUUAGAUGAUAAAAAUUGGGAAGGUUCCCUUAACACAAACGUCAUCGGUACUCUACGUGGUAUCUUAUUAGCUUUUAAAUACAUGAAUGGUAAUAAUAGCAUCGUGAUUAAUUUAUGUGGUACCAUGGGUCUCAGUCCCUGGCCAAACAGUCCUAUUUUUUCCGCUAGUAAACACGCAUUGGUCACCGCUUCCAAAUGCUUCGGACAUUCCAUACAUUACGAUAAGACAAAUAUUAGAGUCAUUGGAUUAUGUCCUAGUUUUACAAAAACUCCAAAAUGGGAAAAAGGUAUUGACAACUAUUUAGAAUUUGAAUGGGGUAAAAAAACUCUUUGUGCACUUGAAAGAAGUCGAUUGCAACCAGCAAGCGUUGUUGGUAGAGCCAUAAUACAUUUAAUUAAAUACGGUAAAUCGGGUAGAAUUUACAUUUGCGAAGAAGGAAUAUUACACAGAGCAAAUUUUCCAAGGGAAGAAGAUAUUCUUCAGCCUCAGCCAUUAUGUUAA
Pediculus humanus corporis (human body louse) is the source of this 789-nucleotide messenger RNA. Its product is annotated as alcohol dehydrogenase, putative. NCBI's taxonomy places the organism in Eukaryota, Metazoa, Arthropoda, Insecta, Psocodea, Pediculidae. Gene Ontology annotation, molecular function: oxidoreductase activity, acting on the CH-OH group of donors, NAD or NADP as acceptor. The coding region runs from base 1 to 789 and encodes 262 amino acids. The record is from RefSeq and is a predicted model, not a curated record. Gene Ontology annotation, cellular component: cytoplasm. The transcript has 5 exons.